UUUGCUUCCCUGCCUUUCAUACAGACCGGUGCCUUGGAGGGUCAACACUUCCGUAAGACUGGCAAACUGGUGAGUCUCUCGGAGCAGCAGCUGGUCGAAUGCUCCGGUGGCACUUAUAAAAACCUGGGGUGUCGCGGUGGACUAAUGACUAGUGCCUUCAACUACAUCAAGGCCACUGGAGCUGACAGUGGGGUAUUCUACCCCUACGUGGCAGUGGAAGGGCCUUGCAAAUUCUCAGCCAAGAACAUCGCUGCCACAUUAACUGGCUUCGCCUCAGUAACUUCUAAAAGCGAGAGCGCUCUACAGACGGCCGCUGGGACCAUAGGCCCCAUCUCUGUGGCCAUCGAUGCAUCCCACAGUUCCUUCCAGUUCUACAAGAGCGGUGUGUACUAUGAGCCGGCGUGCUCGUCGACCAGCCUUAACCACGGCGUACUGGUAGUGGGUUAUGGCACUAGCCCCGCAGGAGACUACUGGAGCGUUAAGAACUCUUGGGGCACCGGGUGGGGUGAGGGUGGGUACAUAAAGAUGGCUCGUAAUAAGAACAACAACUGUGGUAUUGCCACUGCUGCUUCCUACCCAACUGUGUAG
Messenger RNA from Procambarus clarkii (red swamp crayfish), 588 nucleotides. Lineage: Eukaryota; Metazoa; Arthropoda; Malacostraca; Decapoda; Cambaridae. The record is from RefSeq and is a predicted model, not a curated record.